Messenger RNA from Otolemur garnettii (small-eared galago), 1032 nucleotides. RefSeq names its product RASD family member 2 (gene RASD2). NCBI's taxonomy places the organism in Eukaryota, Metazoa, Chordata, Mammalia, Primates, Galagidae. Bases 111 to 911 code for a protein of 266 amino acids. Gene Ontology annotation, molecular function: GTPase activity; GTP binding. The record is from RefSeq and is a predicted model, not a curated record. The transcript has 3 exons.
GGGGCAGCUCGGCAACCGGAGCAGCAGGAGGUUCCCCGCACCUCCAGGCUCUUCCAAGCAGCUCUCCCAGCCGUGCCAGAGGCCAGGCCCGCCAUUCCCAGACCCGAGCCAUGAUGAAGACCUUGUCCAGCGGGAACUGCACUUUCAGUGUGCCCGCCAAGAACUCAUACCGCAUGGUGGUGCUGGGCGCCUCUCGGGUGGGCAAGAGCUCCAUCGUCUCUCGUUUCCUUAACGGCCGCUUCGAGGACCAGUACACGCCCACCAUCGAGGACUUCCACCGCAAGGUGUACAACAUCCGCGGUGACAUGUACCAGCUGGACAUCCUGGACACCUCCGGCAACCACCCCUUCCCAGCCAUGCGCAGGCUGUCCAUCCUUACAGGCGACGUCUUCAUCCUGGUGUUCAGCCUGGAUAACCGGGAGUCCUUCGACGAGGUCAAGCGCCUGCAGAAGCAGAUCCUGGAGGUCAAGUCCUGCCUGAAGAAUAAGACGAAGGAGGCGGCAGAGCUGCCCAUGGUCAUCUGCGGCAACAAGAAUGACCACAGCGAGCUCUGCCGCCAGGUGCCCACCACGGAGGCCGAGCUGCUGGUGUCAGGUGACGAGAACUGCGCCUACUUCGAGGUGUCAGCCAAGAAGAACACAAACGUGGACGAGAUGUUCUACGUGCUAUUCAGCAUGGCCAAGCUGCCGCACGAGAUGAGCCCCGCCCUGCACCGCAAGAUCUCCGUGCAGUACGGGGACGCCUUCCACCCCAGGCCCUUCUGCAUGCGCCGCAUCAAGGAGGCGGACGCCUACGGCAUGGUCUCACCUUUCGCCCGCCGCCCCAGCGUCAACAGCGACCUCAAGUACAUCAAGGCCAAGGUCCUUCGGGAGGGCCAGGCCCGAGAGAGGGACAAAUGUACCAUCCAGUGAGCGGAGACGCUGGGGCGGGGCUUGGGCAGUGCCUUAAGGGAGGUGGCCCCAUAUGCCCACUGCCCGCAUCCCCUGACAAGGCCCCAGCGGCAGAGUCGUUCAAGGAACUUUGGCACCAGAC